GACCUUAACCAGUGUACAGGUGGAUCAUUCGCCAUAUGGUAACGCAUAUUUAACCCCACCACAGAUGGGCGAAGGAUGGAGAAGGACAAACUCUGAUUCUGCCCUCCACCAAAGUGCCAUGGCACCCCCUUCCGAGCAGCUCAGUCCGAACACACCUCCACAGCACAGGCGAACAGACACCAGUCCAGGGAUUGGAGUAGUGGAAGUAAUAGGAGAGAUGCAAGUGGAGAAUCCAGCUAUGAAAAAUUAUUGGGAUCCGAAAAAGGUUGGUUCGCAGUCACGGCCUAAGUCAUGUGAAGUUCCUGGAAUCAAGAACCAUUGGCAUUUAAGGAAAUUGCAUUUAAGAGGUAUAUACCCAUCACAAGACCAGGACCCUGGCGGGCCAAGUAUUCCUCUCUCCAACAACACUGGUUCUCUCCCAGACCUAACAAACCUGCACUUUCCACCACCACUUACUACACCACUAGAUGCCGAAGAUCAGCAGCAACCGCAAAACUAUUCCCAACAGGGGAGCUUAUCGCCUACAUCGGUCCACCCCAUGGGGGGCAUGGUCCACCCGUCCCAGCAGAGCCCGGCACAGAGGCGGAGAAGUCCCACUCACACACCCAGUCCGCUUAUCCUGGGAAGUCCCACACACAUGCGGCAUUCCAUGCCACCACAGGGUUCAUGGGAUGCACGAUUACACCAUACAUACCAGCUUUAUCACCAGUCACAAGAACAGCAGCAGCAGCAGCAACAACAACAGUCUCAGCAACAACAACAGCAGCAGCAGCAGCAACAACAACAGAAUCACCUUCCAUCAAGUCAGCAAAAUCACAGUCAAACACGUAUGGUAAACCACCAGCAGUUAGGUUACCGAGGCAGUCAGCCGUCCUCCCCGACAUCUCCUCUGUCACAGCAGUCAUUAUCACCAACGCAGUCCCCCGGGGUGCCAACCACCACCAACAGCAACAACAGUAACUCCCCAUUUACCAUGGAUGCAUAUUACCUGCAGCAGCAACAGCAGACAAAUGCACUGCAGCACCAGUUUGAACAAUUUAACAUGCGGUCUCCAUCACACGCACAGAAUCAGUCUCAACUAGCGCAUUCUGUACCUCAGCAAUCACAGUCAGAAGCAACAAUUGAAAGCUUGCUAGGACUUGAUUUGCUUCAAGACAAUCUCCCGACAUCACUGGCUACUUCAGUGGGCAGCAUGAACACAAGUUUGAAUAAUGGAGGCAUCUAUCAGCAGUCAAACAACAUGCAUUUUUCACAAGCAAACAUGCAUGGUCUUCAUGGUAGCCAAGAAUUUCAACAAAACAGGUAUUACAAUAAUCCACAUAACCAAGAGGUGCAGAAUAUGGUCCAGUCUCAGUAUACAGGGCAGCAGAACAACAUGAUUCCAGAUAUCAUACUCACAGGUGCUGAUGAAAGUCUGUCUCGCCAGGAUUUUGCCAGGGAUAUAGGCACUGCUAUAGGUGGCAUGCCAGCAGACACUUUUGACUCUUCCGACUUUUUCCCAUCUGACGAAGCCCUUAAAGUAGGGCUAGAUCCACUAGAUUUUGACGGGCUUCAAAUGCUGUCGGACCCAAAUAUGGUAGCAGCAGACCCAGACACAGAAAACCAAUUUAGAUUGGACAAAUUGGAUAACAGGGCAUAACAUGUCUGUGAGUUGUUCUAGGGAAAAAAUACUACCAAAAGGGUUGAUCGCUGAGGACUCUCUAUCUAGACAGAUCAUUCAAGGUCAGAGGCACGAUCAAAGGUCAAGGUCACAGCCUGGGGCAUUAAAGAUACCUGCCUAGAAUAUACCAGGACCCCUGACUCAAUAUGGAAAAUAAACAUGCAGCAGAGUGGUCUGCAGAUCAGAAUCUCUGGGCCCUAAAGACAAGGACACAGGAGGCAGACGAGAUGAAUGGAUUCUUAGAAUGAUAUUCCAAUCUUCAGGAUAUGAAUCAAAUUUCCAGAAUUCCAGAAUGAUGAAAUGUGAUGUGUUUUUGACAUCACCAGUUCAAUAAACUUUUUUUUCUAAUCAAAUACUUGUUAAUGGUAGGACUUUGUCUUGCAUUUAUAGUAUAUUACUUGUAGAGGGGGGGUUAAUGAUAGCUAGAGGCCAAGAAAACAAAUAGGCAUCAACUCAGUAACAACAGCAGUCUGAACAUUUGCUACAGUAUUCUGUCUGUUUGUACAGUGUACAUAAACAUAUAUAUUAUAUAUUUCAUCAUAACAUCAUUGCAUUUCAUUUCCUACUAUUUAUAAAAAUCUCACCAUAGGCAAGAAAAAUUACCAAGAAAUAACUGUCAUCUCAAAGUAUUGGACAGUGUUCACAUAAGUAGUAGAAAUUAGUAUAAU
Lingula anatina is the source of this 2328-nucleotide messenger RNA. Its product is annotated as CREB-regulated transcription coactivator 1. Gene Ontology annotation, cellular component: cytoplasm; nucleus. Gene Ontology annotation, biological process: protein homotetramerization; positive regulation of transcription by RNA polymerase II. NCBI's taxonomy places the organism in Eukaryota, Metazoa, Brachiopoda, Lingulata, Lingulida, Lingulidae. Gene Ontology annotation, molecular function: cAMP response element binding protein binding. The record is from RefSeq and is a predicted model, not a curated record.